Messenger RNA from Nycticebus coucang (slow loris), 4538 nucleotides. It is a transcript of the gene CELF2, whose product is annotated as CUGBP Elav-like family member 2. Gene Ontology annotation, cellular component: cytoplasm; nucleus; ribonucleoprotein complex. The record is from RefSeq and is a predicted model, not a curated record. Gene Ontology annotation, molecular function: mRNA 3'-UTR binding. NCBI's taxonomy places the organism in Eukaryota, Metazoa, Chordata, Mammalia, Primates, Lorisidae. The coding region runs from base 481 to 1953 and encodes 490 amino acids. Gene Ontology annotation, biological process: mRNA splice site recognition; regulation of alternative mRNA splicing, via spliceosome. The transcript is spliced from 13 exons.
GGCCACUUGGCCGCUCGCUCGGGGCUCGGCCGCCUCCCGGGGCUCUCGGAGGCCGGCGCUGGGCGCGGGGAGGAGGGAGCGCGGCGUCCCGAGGGCCGCGCCGAGCUGGGCGGGGACCUGCGAGCGGAGACCGGGCGAGGGUCGGGGCGAGGGGACCGGCGAGCGGGGCGCGGGGUCCCGGGCGUCGGGCGGGCACCGGCGAGCGGGGCGCGGGGUCCGGGGCGGGGUGCGCGCGUGCGGCUGUGCACGCUCGUGGCCUUGGCGACGCCGAGCGAUGGAGCCCUCGUGGCCCGUUUGAAGCGCUCACCGCGUUCACCCGCUCGUCUGGCUUUCCAUUGGCGAAGAUUCCUUUUCUCAAGUGCGAAGGAGAAGCAGCGGCGGGAGAAAAGAAAAAAGAAAAGAAAAGGAAUAAUUAUAAAGCAUUGAGCUAGCCAGGUUUAACUCUGUUGCAGCCAUUAGAGUAACGGCACAGCCAGCAAGAUGAACGGGGCUUUGGAUCACUCGGACCAGCCAGACCCAGAUGCCAUUAAGAUGUUCGUCGGGCAGAUCCCCCGGUCCUGGUCGGAAAAGGAGCUGAAAGAACUUUUUGAGCCUUACGGAGCCGUCUACCAGAUCAACGUCCUCAGGGACCGGAGUCAGAACCCUCCCCAGAGUAAAGGUUGUUGUUUCGUAACAUUUUAUACAAGAAAAGCUGCACUUGAGGCCCAGAAUGCACUGCACAAUAUUAAAACUUUACCUGGGAUGCAUCAUCCCAUUCAGAUGAAACCUGCAGAUAGUGAAAAGUCAAACGCUGUGGAAGACAGGAAAUUGUUCAUAGGAAUGGUUUCAAAGAAAUGUAACGAGAAUGACAUCAGGGUGAUGUUCUCCGCGUUUGGUCAGAUAGAAGAAUGCAGGAUCCUCCGGGGGCCCGACGGCCUGAGUCGAGGCUGUGCGUUUGUCACAUUUUCUACAAGGGCAAUGGCACAGAAUGCAAUCAAAGCCAUGCAUCAGUCUCAGACCAUGGAGGGCUGCUCUUCACCUAUCGUGGUGAAGUUUGCGGACACUCAGAAGGACAAGGAGCAAAGGCGCCUCCAGCAGCAGCUGGCACAGCAGAUGCAGCAGCUCAACACUGCCACCUGGGGGAACCUGACGGGUCUGGGCGGACUGACCCCACAGUACCUGGCGCUUCUGCAACAGGCCACCUCCUCCAGCAACCUGGGCGCCUUCAGCGGCAUUCAGCAAAUGGCUGGCAUGAAUGCUUUACAGCUGCAGAACCUGGCGACCCUUGCUGCCGCUGCAGCCGCGGCCCAGACCUCAGCCACCAGCACCAAUGCAAACCCUCUCUCUACCACGAGCAGCGCCCUGGGAGCCCUCACGAGUCCCGUGGCUGCCUCAACCCCUAACUCCACUGCUGGUGCAGCUAUGAAUUCCUUGACCUCUCUUGGGACUCUGCAAGGAUUGGCUGGAGCCACUGUUGGACUGAAUAAUAUUAAUGCACUAGCAGUUGCUCAAAUGCUCUCAGGUAUGGCGGCUUUGAAUGGAGGACUUGGCGCCACAGGCUUGACGAAUGGCACGGCUGGCACCAUGGACGCCCUCACCCAGGCCUACUCAGGAAUUCAGCAGUACGCGGCUGCCGCGCUGCCCACUCUGUACAGCCAGAGCCUGCUGCAGCAGCAGAGCGCUGCAGGCAGCCAGAAGGAAGGUCCAGAGGGGGCAAACCUCUUUAUUUACCACCUUCCACAGGAGUUUGGAGACCAGGACAUUCUGCAGAUGUUCAUGCCUUUUGGGAACGUCAUCUCUGCUAAAGUCUUCAUUGACAAACAGACCAAUCUGAGCAAGUGCUUUGGCUUUGUGAGCUACGACAAUCCAGUGUCAGCACAGGCUGCCAUCCAGGCUAUGAAUGGCUUUCAGAUCGGCAUGAAACGCUUGAAGGUGCAGCUGAAGCGCUCCAAAAACGACAGCAAACCUUACUGAUCCUCCCGAGGCUCCCUGCUCUCAUGUUAGCUUUCUUAGGGUAAGUCCCACAAGCCAGCCUGCUCUCAACAGGGGAGGCAGAGGAGGACCACACGGCCAACUUUUACCAAGAGAGACGGUUAUUUUUACAAUAAGGCCUCCAUUUCCCCACCCAUCCCCCCACCCAGUUUGCCAUAAUUAAAACCUGGGCUACCUUGUUUCUAUUGAGUGAAUUCCUCCUCCACUUGUGCCACUGUAUAUUCCUUUGUUUUGCAAAUUGAAUCUUUUUUUUUUUAAUUUUUUUUGAUGUUGUUUUUGCUUUUUUAAAGAAAAACAUAACACACAAAUGACAUCUCGCGAGAAUUUAAAAGCAAACAAACGCUAAUGUGCAAUUCUAACUCUGAAACCACGGGUGCCCCAGAGUACUGCCUGGAGAAUGCCCUCCCUGUCCGGCGCCCACCACUCCAGGGCCCUGGCCUUGGAGGGGACCGUGGUGGCCUAGAGAGGGAGGAGCCAGGAGAAGCACUUAAAACAACAUACGUCUUUCCACUACAUUGAUUUUUAGGGUUCAAAGAAAUAUGACAUUUAUUCGUCAGAUGAUUACACUGGUGGUCUAUUUUGUUAUUGUUUUAUUUUAGUUUUUAGAAAGGAUUAAUGUAAAAAAAAGAUUUAGAGAUCUGUUUCUUAAAGCUACAGGGUUUAAAAAUAAAAUAAAAAUGAGUGAAAAUACUUGAUGUUUCUUGAAAGAUAAAUUUAAUAAUAAUAAAUAAAUAAAAAGAAAGCCACAGGCCUGUAAAUUUUAUUUGUAAAAAAAGCAUUUCUAUUUUUAUACAAAAUUUUUACUGCCUCAGAAAUAAUGGAAGUUAUUUAUUGCCUAUUGUUAACUUAUUGGGUACCUAAAGAGCAGUUCUCUGUCUAGCUAGAAACUUCUGAAGUAGUCUCUAGAGGAAUUGUUCCAGGAAUGGGCUUUUUUUCACCGUUGAACCCUAGACCUAAAGUUCAUGCUUACCCUCUCGUUGUUCGUAUCUGUCUAAUUAGUUUGUUCGUAACUUCCAUUAUCUAGUUUACAGUUCAGUCGUCCGACUCUCCCCCCAUAUGUCACAUUUGUUGAAACUGGACCUUCUCCCCUGUCCUUUGCCCGUCUCUUACCCCAAAACACCGGAAUCCAUCCCCUUGGGCUCUUUCCAGAUGGAUUCUCUUGGGGUUUCAUUGUGCUGUGGAUUAAGAGUGUAAGAAAUGCAAAUUAUGUGAAUGGCUCGUAGACUCCCUAAUGACCUAAGAUUUGCAUUAAUUUCUCUCCUGCACCCCUAAAAGUGAUGGUGUUGCUGCUGCAUAAUCCUGUGUAACUUUUUACUCUCCCUGUUUUUUCCCUAGACAUCUUCAUGCCCGUUAGUUCAUCGUCUGCCUAGCAUGUCCCUGUGGCGUCUCAAACAAAGUUUCAUCGUCCCGUCAUUGUUUCUGAUGUCUUUCUGACCUCACAUCACAUUUGGUUCUCCUACUGACUUUUGAUCUAGUUUGACCUUUGAAAUUUGCAUGUGACCUCAUCUAGCUAUGAAUUCUGGGAAGUCAAUGUGAAAAACAUUGCUGCAUUCAUGCAAGACUGAAAUUUAUUAUUAGACAAGUUAACUAUAGAAAAAAACAACCUGUGGCAAAAACGUUUCUUUCUUAUUAUUUUUUUUUCUUUUCAUAAAACAGACUUGAAAGUAUUAUACAGGGAUUGGCAUUCUUCCCGGUCACUGGUAACAAUAGCAAUAUGUGUCCAGGGACACAGAAUGUUGGUUUCUAACAGACUACUUCCAAAAACAGUUUGAGAAAAAAAAAAAAAAAAAAACUGUCUGAUUUUAAGUCUCUAGAGGUCUGUAAUAGUUUUUACAUUUUUCAGGCAGUGUAAAGUUUUUUGAUAAGGCCAUUUUAGGUGGCUCACUUUCUCAUUAAGAUAUAUAUAUAUAGAACCACUUUUUGUAGAUUAGUAUAAGAAAAAUAUUUACCCUGUUUUGGGGCAAAUGCUACCUAUUUGUGUCACCUUUUGCUGAACUGACUCACAGUUAGACAAUCCAUGGUUUAAUGCACAUGAAAUUACCUAUAUUUUAUACUGUUUCAAUGUACAGGAGAAAGGUUACUGUAAACUGUUGUUACGUUGGUGCUUCUGUGAAUUAAGUUGUGGUUUCAUCAUGAGUCUUACGGUCUUAAUGUUAUUUGUUGAUAAGACAAGUUUAGAAUUGGUUUACUUAAAACAAAAAAUUUCAAAAAAAAAAAAAAAGUUUGCUUAAAAAAAAAUUUCAUGUGAGGGGGGAAAAAAAAAGAACUAUUCCAGAGUAAGUUUUUUGUGUUGGCUUGUGAAGCAUUGAUGUCAUUUUUUUUUAAUUGUGGACUAUUUUAGAUGUGUUUGUGUUCAGCAAAAUGUGAUUUUUUUUUUCUUUUAAAGAAAAAAAGUGAAAAUAUAUAGUGCCAAAUUCCAAAGGUACUUCCUUCCUAGAGCUUCAGUGUGUUUCUUGUGAGAAGUAAUUUGAUAACAUGGGUAUUUUAUUAUGUGUUUUGUAUAAAUCCCUAAUAUUUAAAAAACAAAAAAACAACAAAAAAAAAGGUUUAAAAGUUUGUUAACUUGC